Molecule: messenger RNA, 1251 nt
Organism: Periconia digitata
Lineage: Eukaryota; Fungi; Ascomycota; Dothideomycetes; Pleosporales; Periconiaceae
Source: the annotation of a GenBank genome assembly
AUGCCAUUCGACGUCUACUUCCUGCGCGACGACUACUCCUCCAUCAUGACAGCGAAGCGGCAAGACCUUCUGAGACUUCUGGCAGCUGCACAAGCCACUGCAUCCGAGCUCCAAGACGAUCUCGCACAAGAUCCAUUAUUCCGACUAGCAGCUACCGAGGCGUCAUCCCACCUCACACGUACGCUACAAACCACCAUCGACCGUGCAUGGGAACUCUUUUUGAGGCCAGCACACCCCACAACAUUGCUAGUUACUCUCGAUGCCGGUUGGAUUCAAUAUAUCAAUGCCAACUACGAGGAUGGUACCAAAUCGGGUAUCAUGGCUGACCAGCUUGCGCAACACACGUCGUCAGAUCCCGAGCUUGUGAAGCGGCUCAUGAGAGUAUUGACCGCUAACGGAACAAUCCGCGAAGUUGGAAUCAACGAGUACGCGCCCACGCCGUUCAGCAAGCUCUUCGAUAAUCAGUCAUGGGCUGAUGGAUUGCGCCAUGCGGUGCGCGAUUAUUCCAUUACCAUGUCGGGAAUGCCGGAUUACUUCGCAAAGAGUCAAUACCAACUUGAGAACACUGGAAAGAAGAUCUACCAGCACGUCCAUGGGACUACAUUCUUUGAUCGAGUUCACGCAGGCGGUGAAGUAGGGUCUCAGUUCAACAGCUUCAUGCGCGUUGUACGAGACGGUAAAAAGUCUUGGUUCGAUGUUUAUCCAAUCGGAGAGCGAUUGCAACCCAUUUCUAAAAAGGAGGUUCUGCUAGUGGAUGUGGGAGGUGGGAGAGGGCACGAUCUUUACCAGUUUUCACGGUGGCAGAAGGACCAACAGUUUAAAGGUCGACUAGUCCUACAGGAUGCGCCAACGGUCAUCGCACAAGUACGUCCAGAACAAUCUGUUGACAUGGAGGUUCAGGAAUACGACUUCUUCACCCCGCAAAAAAUGCUGGGUGCCCGCGCAUACUUUCUCAAGAACGUCUUGCAUGACUGGCCAAACGAUAAGUGUAUCGACAUCCUCAUCCAGGUCCGCGAUGCUAUGAAACCUGGGUAUUCGCGAUUGCUCAUCAACGAGAUUGUUCUGCCCGAUGAGAAAUGCGAUUCUUGGACUGCGGCCUAUGACAUCGCAAUGAUGGCUGUAGUCGAUGGUAAGGAGAGGUCAAGGGAACAGUGGGGAGAUUUGAUCGAUGCCGCUGGGGGCUUGAAGAUUGAGAAAAUCUGGCGCCUGGGACUGAACAAUGAAAGCAUCAUUGAAGUCGCCAGGGCGUAA